Molecule: messenger RNA, 2003 nt
Organism: Xiphophorus hellerii (green swordtail)
Lineage: Eukaryota; Metazoa; Chordata; Actinopteri; Cyprinodontiformes; Poeciliidae
Product: prostaglandin D2 receptor 2-like
Exons: 2
Coding region: 389-1768 (459 amino acids)
Biological process (GO): complement receptor mediated signaling pathway; phospholipase C-activating G protein-coupled receptor signaling pathway; positive regulation of cytosolic calcium ion concentration
Cellular component (GO): plasma membrane
Molecular function (GO): complement receptor activity; G protein-coupled receptor activity
Source: RefSeq, a predicted model, not a curated record
UUCACACAAGCCUUCCCUUGUUGAGAGACUCUAUGAUGUCAGACUGACAGUAAAACAGUGCAGAUAUUAUAUUUCAGUUUUUCCCCCUUUCAUCAGUUUUCCAUGUGCUUUUUGGUCUGUUUGCAUCUCUCCUCACCAGUUGCUGCCUGCAUUAAAAUUUCAGUGUAAUUUGCAUCUGUGCUGUUCAGUUUCUGUUGGGAGGAGCCAGCUGAGGUAUGUGCAUCUGCGUGAAUCAGAGGGUGGGUGUCUCCAGCACAGGAGGGCAGCAGAAAGCAAUAGAGUUGGAGAAAUGAGUGUGUGUGGGGGACAAAGAGAAGAAGCACGGGAGAGGAUUUAAUGCCUUAUGCUCCCCUCUUACAAGCGAGUAUAACCAACAGCCUGCCGUCUGAUGUUCAACAUGGUGUUCACCCCCAAUGUCUCUGAGGGUCCGUUAUUCUGCCCACUGCUGAAGCGGAUGAGAGAAGACAAUUUAAACAACAACACACAGGUCAACCUGGUCGUGGUUUGCAUCCAUGGCAUCUUCUCCUCCCUGGGAAUUUUGGAAAAUGCCUUGAUCAUUUGGGUUUUGGGAUUUCGCCUCCGGCAUCGAACAGUGGCCUCCAUUUGGAUGCUUAACCUGGCCAUGUCUGACUUCCUGGCCACCCUGACUCUACCGUUCUUCACCUUCUACUUUUAUUCCUCCCACAGCUGGGAGCUCGGAUACCCACUCUGCAUAGUACAAACUUCCAUCUUUUUCUUCAACAUGUUUGUUUCAGCCUUCCUACUGGCAGCCAUUUCAUUGGACCGUCUGCUUCUAGUUUCCAAGCCAGUGUGGAGCAAGAAUCACAGGUCGGUGGCAGGAGCUUGGAAGGUGUGCGCUCUGGGCUGGCUGUGGGCAGCGUUAAAUACCCUACCUUAUUCCAUAUUUCGUUCAGUGAUUGUGAAGACUGAUGGGAGGAAGCUAUGCUACCAUAAUUUUGCUUUGUAUUUAUCCAGUAAGGAUUCAUUAAAAAUGGACUGUAAUGUGAGGCAGGGGGCAACAGCCAUCUCCAAGUUACUGUUAGCUUUCGUCUUCCCUCUAGUGGUCAUUGCAGGGAGCUACAUCAAAAUUGCCCUAAGCCUGAGAAACAGACACAGAAGGAGAAAGCAGAGUACCGGCAGACUGGCUGAUAUGCUGACUUUGCCUGGCUACGAUGCACAUUCAGGAAUGGUUAAAACAAAUGACGUUAAGUCUUUGACUUCUGGUUCCUCAUUUAAGUCCAAAUUAAACAACCUGUCUCCCGUCAUCUCCAGUCCGUCAUAUCAGAGCCUGGUGAAACUUUCUCAAAGUUUCACCAAAAUGGUGACGUCUGUGAUUGCAGCAUUUGUGCUGUGCUGGGCUCCUUAUCACAUUUUCUGCAUUCUAGAAAUGACAGCCCAGUACAAUGAAAAAAUCCUCAAAUUAGUGCAAGAGGGCCUUCCAGUGUCUGCAACGUUUGCUUUUCUGAAUCCAGUUUUGAACCCUGUCCUGUACGUCUUCAGCUGCCCCCACUUCUGCGUGAGAAUACGACAGAGUCUGGGAGCAGUGUUUGAUGGGCUUGUGGAGGAGGGUGAGGGGUUACUGAUGACUCCGGCCAGGAACCUGCAAGCUUACAUUAGGCGGAGGAAUAGUCGAGAUGUGAGCUUUGCACCACCAGGGUCACCAAAGUCACCAAAAUCUUCAUCCUACCAGCCUCCUGGUGCACAACUACCAUUGCAUCUGCUCUCUAAAGACCUUAGAGGCAGUCAAACAGAUCAAACAGCACAAUAAGUGGAAAAUGGGAUGGUGACUAGCUAAAACAUCGCUCUCUUCUUUGAGAUCAUACUUUUAUCAUAUAUAUCAUACUAUUCUUAUUGUGAUACUAAGGAUGAAUCCAAUUUUACACCUUAUCUGCAAAGGAUAAAAAGCUUGCUGAACAUGUUUCUUUUUUUGUUUGCAUGAUGGCCUAUGUCCUAUUACAAAGUUAGCAUAAAAAUAUCAAAAAUAAAAUAUAUAUCUAAAACAA